UUUUAUUAGAUGGUGGUUCUGAUGGACCCAAUGGAAGAUCCAGAUGACAUCCUGCGUGCCAACCGCUCCAGGGAGAAGACCUACAUGUUCGACGUGGCGUUCGACUUCUCGGCCAGCCAGGAAGAGGUUUACCGAGCUACAACCAAAGGGCUCAUUGAAGGCCUCAUAUCAGGAUACAAUGCCACCGUGUUUGCCUAUGGACCCACAGGUUGUGGGAAGACGUACACCAUGCUGGGCACUGACAAAGAGCCAGGCAUCUAUGUUCGCACACUGAAUGACUUGUUUCGUGCCAUCGAGGAGACCAGCGACGACAUGCUGUACAGCGUCUCCAUGUCCUAUCUAGAGAUCUAUAAUGAGAUGAUUAGGGACCUGCUGAACCCAUCCUCAGGCUUCUUGGACCUGAGAGAAGACUCUAAAGGGGUGAUCCAGGUGGCGGGCAUCACAGAGGUGUCGACCAUCAACGCCCAGGAGAUCAUGGAGUUGCUAAUGAAGGGCAACAAGCAGCGCACACAGGAGCCAACGGCGGCUAAUCGGACGUCGUCUCGCUCCCACGCCGUGCUGCAGGUCGCCGUCAAGCAGCAGAGCCGCUGUCGUGACGUCCUGCAGGAAGUCCGCUUCGCUCGGCUCUUCAUGAUCGACCUCGCCGGAUCAGAACGAGCAGCUCAGACUCAGAAUAGAGGUCAGCGGUUGAAAGAAGGCGCUCACAUCAAUCGUUCCCUCCUGGCUUUGGGCAACUGCAUUAACGCCCUGAGCGAUAAAAAUGGCAACAAGUACGUCAACUAUAGAGACAGCAAGCUGACCCGCCUACUGAAGGACUCGCUGGGUGGGAACAGCCGAACAGUGAUGAUAGCGCAUAUUAGCCCCGCCUCCAUGGCUUUUGAGGAGUCUCGUAACACCCUGGCGUACGCCGACCGCGCCAAAAGCAUCCGGACACGGGUGAAGAAGAAUCUGAUAAACGUGUCGUACCACAUUGCUCAGUACACAAACAUCAUCUCUGACCUUCGCUGCGAGAUCCAGCGGCUCAAAAAGAAGAUCUCAGAGCAGGCGAGCCUGAAGAUCAGCUCCGAGCGAGCGGACAUCCGAAACAUUCAGGCGGAGGUCCAAGCCCAGUCCAGCCAGCAGAGCAGAGCAGAGAUGGACGAGUUGCGGGAGCAGCUCCUGGAUGCUUUCCGACAGCAGAUGAAGAUCAGGAAGAGCCUGAUCGAGCUGGAGAACAGCAACAUGGAGAUCCAGAUGGACACCUCCAGACAUCUCGUCACCGUUGCAGACUGGGAGCAGGAGCAGAGUAAACGCAGGAGAAAGUGGCGUGCAGAGAGAAGGAAGGAAAGCGUCAACAAAGACGAAAGUGAGAAGGACUCGGAUUCCUCCGAGUCGCCCCCAGACAGCACAGAGACUCGGGAGGUAGCAGUGGCUCGGGAAAACCUGGUCCUCCUGAUGGCCGAACAGAAGAAGAUUCAAAAGCAGAAGGGUUUAUUGGAGCAGAGGUUCCUGGAGCUGCGGGAUCGCGGCCGACGCCUCGAGGAGCUGCUUCCUCGCAGGGUGAGCUCAGAGGAGCAGCGCGAAGUCCUCGGCCUCCUCUGCAAGGUCCACGAGCUGGAGAUGGAGAACGCAGAGAUGCAGUCCCACGCUCUGAUCAAAGACAGCGUCAUCCGGCAGAAGAACUUUGUGGUGCAGCGCUUUGAGCAGCACAGACACCUGUGUGACGAGAUCAUUCAGCAGCAGAGGCAGUUCAUAGACGGUGAGCGGUUGGAAUUUAUAUUCAUUUACUUGGAAAAAAACUGGAAAAAAGAGUCGCACAGAAUGAAUGAUGCAAUUAAAACCUUCCAUCGGUUCAUUUUUCAUUCAUUCCUAAGCAGGGCCCAGAAAAUACUGACUUUUCAAUAUUUCUCUGAGGGAUCUUUACCAAAGAUCUCGUUGCCGACUCAAGGUCGGGAUUACACGCUGGAUGCAGACUCCGACCAGGACAGCGUACGCAACAUGUUCACCGACACCAGACGAGGUCAAGCCAAAAUGCGCAGACACACCUUACCUCCCAUCCUACCUGAAGCCGAGCCAGACAGAGUUUUCAAGAGCAGCCCUCAUGCCAGGCAGAUCAAGAACUCGGCUGUAAUGACCCCCCCUCCGAUUCACAUCAACGGAAAAGGAAACAGAGAGCUGCAGCAUCUGGCUCCAGAAAGCUUCACCAGCUACAGUCACCUCAGCAACAGCAUCAGCAGCCAUCUGGACUCCUCACCUGAGAGCAGCGAGGCGGGGGCUGAUUUGACCCUGGCUCGUAAUGAGCGGCAGCAGAUCCUUAAAGGGGUCCAGAACAUCGUGGUGAAAGCGGCCCGUCGACGUUCCAAAGCCCUGGAAGUGGAUGUCCUGCGUUUACCCGCCGCCCCCUCUCCCCUGGACCCCAAGAAGCAGAAAAGCAACCUUUUUUUGAUAGAGGCGCCCCCUACAGGUCUCCCCCUGCGCCGCGGCCGGCAGCCAAGCCCUGAGCUGCGACACGCCACCUCUGAUGAUAACCUGUCCAGCAGCACAGGGGAGGGGCCGGGCCUCCAUGUGACCUGGACGCGUCCUCGCAACCGCUUCGCUACCAACAAGAACCAAACGCCUCGCGAAGUCGACUUCGAGGCUCGUCGCAAGAAAAGACGCUCAAGGUCUUUUGAGGUCACCGGUCAAGCACUGCCUCCAACCAAAGCCAUCACAGCUCAGAGGUUCCGGCCUCUGGACAGCACGUCGGACCCUCAUCUUCAUAUAAACGGCCAACCCCAGGCCCCCAUGCUGCGUCCCCAGUACAGAGGGGUCCCUCCUAUCGCCAAAGUCAGGCCUCACCACAGCAGCCACACACCAGCAGGGUCGAACGCUGAGUCUUCUACGGCCAGCAUGAAUAACCUGAAGAGGGGACCUCACCUGCGGCACCCGCUUCUCUACGUCACCACCACAGGCGCCGGAGCCCAGCGUGGCCGCAGACACUGAGCAAGCAGACGAAGAGGCGGCCAUCUGUCAGGUGUCUGACCCUUCACCGGGUGUUCAUCCCCCCAAAAAGACCCCAAAUCCUGCUGAACCCUUCGAGUUCAAUACCAGACAUCUGCCGUUCUGAGAAGCAACUUGAAGGAGACUUUAGGGCUGGUUAUCCUCCCGCAGCAGUGUGUCAAAGUUAGCUUGUCGCAUCUAUGAUGCAGAUAUUUUUGAUUUAUGCCCAAUUUUGAAGCGUGGUCUGCGCUAUGUUAUUCCACAACACCACGCAAGAGGGACAAUCACCAACUACCUAG
This is a messenger RNA of Cyprinodon variegatus (sheepshead minnow), 3257 nucleotides long. RefSeq names its product kinesin family member 19 (gene kif19). Gene Ontology annotation, molecular function: microtubule motor activity; microtubule binding; ATP binding. The transcript is spliced from 17 exons. The coding region runs from base 10 to 2961 and encodes 983 amino acids. Lineage: Eukaryota; Metazoa; Chordata; Actinopteri; Cyprinodontiformes; Cyprinodontidae. The record is from RefSeq and is a predicted model, not a curated record. Gene Ontology annotation, biological process: microtubule-based movement.